Molecule: messenger RNA, 8308 nt
Organism: Sphaeramia orbicularis (orbiculate cardinalfish)
Lineage: Eukaryota; Metazoa; Chordata; Actinopteri; Kurtiformes; Apogonidae
Product: protein bicaudal D homolog 2-like
Exons: 10
Coding region: 307-2877 (856 amino acids)
Biological process (GO): regulation of microtubule cytoskeleton organization; protein localization to organelle; microtubule anchoring at microtubule organizing center
Cellular component (GO): Golgi apparatus; cytosol
Molecular function (GO): dynactin binding; dynein complex binding; cytoskeletal adaptor activity
Source: RefSeq, a predicted model, not a curated record
CCGCUGCGGCUCCACAGCUCCAACAAGCCGGGGGAGAGGCGAAGGAAGCGGAGGAACCUCAACGAUGGAGCAUUUCUAGAGGAUAACGACGAACUCCCCCGUCGAUGAAAAACCUUAAGAGUCAUCUACAUGACCAAAGACGGAAGACCAGCAACAAGAAACGCAAGCGUAACAAUCAUGCAAUUUAAAUACAGACGAAUCUGAGCAGCCGUUUCUUCAAGGUUACGCCGCUUGAAGACACCCCGCAUCCCUUGUCGCAGAUCAGCUGGUAGGUUGAUCGUCAUCCUCCCCCAGCCGGUCCUGACCAUGUCUGUAGUGGAGGAGCAGGGAUACCCCGACGCCAUGCCGGAGUGGAUGAGGGCCGAGCUCGAGCGUCUGUCCCGGGAGCUGAGCGAGACCACAAACGAGAAGAUCCAGGCGGCGGAGUACGGGCUGGCGGUGCUGGAGGAGAAGCAGCAGCUCAAACAGCAGUACGAUGACCUGGAGAUGGAGUAUGAGGCCGUCAGACAGGAGCUGGACCAGCUGAAAGAGGCCUUUGGACAAGCCUACUCCAACCACAGGAAGGUGGCAGCGGAUGGGGAGAGCCGUGAAGAGUCUCUUAUCCAGGAAUCAGCUUGUAAAGAGGCCUACUAUGAGCAGAGGGUCCUCGAGCUGCAGAAUGAGCUCCGCCAGACACGCAACAUCCUUACCAACACCCAGUCUGAGAAUGAACGCCUGAAUACCAUCACACAAGAUAUCAGAGAGAACAGCCAGAUGGUGGAGCUCCAGAGGAAUCAGCUGCGCGAUGACAUCAAGGAGUACAAGUUCAGGGAGGCUCGACUGCUGCAGGACUACACCGAGCUGGAGGAAGAGAAUAUUUCUCUCCAGAAGCAGGUCUCCGUGCUCAAACAAAGCCAGGUGGAGUUUGAGGGUUUGAAGCACGAGAUCCGUCGUCUGGAGGAAGACACUCAGUUCCUUAACAGCCAACUGGAGGAUGCCAUCCGUCUGAAAGAGAUUGCUGAGCGUCAGCUGGGGGAGGCCCUGGAGACCAUCAAGACAGAGCGUGAGCUGAAGGCUUCCCUGAGGAAAGAGCUUUCCCACUACAUGAGCAUUGGAGACACCUUGUACCACAGCCCUCUCAGCAUCUCUCUGGACGGUCUGAAGUUCAGCGACGAUGCCGCCACUGAACCUAACAAUGAUGAGGCUCUCCAUGGUUACGAGAACGGCUUCAUCAAACUCGCCAGUGUCAUCGCAGACGAUAACCGUGUGUCCUCACCUAAAAAGGAGGAGCUGUUCCGUCCUGCACCCAGCCUCGUAGACGACCUGCUGAGUGAAUUGAACAUCUCUGAGAUCCAGAAGCUCAAACAACAGCUGAUGCAGAUGGAACGUGAGAAGGUCAACCUGCUGUCCACCCUGCAGGACGCCCAGAAACAACUAGAGCAGGCGAACGGUGCUCUGUCUGAGCACCAGGAGAAGGUCAACCGCCUCACUGAGAAUCUCAAUGCCAUCCGCAAGCUUCAGGCCAGCAAGGAGCGCCAGUCUGCCCUGGACAACGAGAAAGAGCGUGACAGCCAUGAAGACGGAGAUUAUUAUGAGGUGGACAUCAAUGGACCUGAGAUCCUGGAGUGCAAGUACAAGGUUGCAGUGUCUGAGGCAGGGGAACUGAAGGAGGAACUGAAGACUCUGAAAGCAGAAUACCAGACCUGUCAGUCACGCUACGAAGAUGAGCGAAACCGUCUCGAGAAUGAUGUGACAACACUGGGUGAGAAGCUGGCAACUCUGGAGAAAACAAGUCAGGCAGAGAGAGAAGAGAAGACUAAGCUGGAGAAGGAGCUGCGCAAGCUGAGUGACGUAGCAGGUGAGUCCCAGGGUAGUCUGAGUGUGGCCCAGGACGAGUUGGUCACCUUCAGUGAAGAACUGGCCACCCUCUACAACCAUGUCUGCAUGUGCAACAACGAGACCCCCAACCGCGUCAUGCUCGACUUCUACAAAGAGGGUAAAGGUGGUCGAAGCAGCCCAGAGGGACGUGGACGCCGCUCUCCCAUCCUUCUCACCAAGGGCCUCUUCCCUGAUCCCAGUAAGACCGACCUGAGCGACGGAGUACCUUCACCCGUCUCCUCCCUGCCUUCUCCUGUGUCUGACCAUCGCCGCGAGCCCAUGAAUAUCUACAACCUGGUGGCUAUCAUCAGAGACCAGAUCAAGCACCUGCAGCUGGCUGUGGACCGCACCACAGAGCUGUCACGCCAGAGAGUGGCCUCUCUGGAGCUUGGCACCGUCGCCGACAAAGACAAGGAAGCCUGCAUGGAGGAGAUCCUCAAACUGAAAUCCCUGCUCAGCACCAAGAGGGAACAGAUUGCUACUCUAAGAACCGUCCUUAAGGCCAACAAGCAGACAGCUGAAGUGGCUCUGGCCAACCUGAAGAGCAAAUAUGAGAACGAAAAGGCCAUGGUGACAGAGACCAUGAUGAAACUGAGGAACGAGCUCAAAGCCCUCAAAGAAGACGCCGCCACCUUUUCCUCACUCCGAGCCAUGUUCGCCACACGUUGUGAUGAGUAUGUGACCCAGCUGGAUGAGAUGCAGAGGCAGCUGGCUGCAGCAGAGGAUGAGAAGAAGACCCUCAACUCCCUGCUGCGCAUGGCCAUCCAGCAGAAACUGGCCCUGACGCAGCGUCUCGAGGACCUGGAGUUCGACCACGAGCAGACGCGCCGUGGAGGCAACACAGGCAGAGCUAAGACCCGCAGCAAGGCCGCCAACGCUGCCACCAGCAACCCCCACGUAAGUCAGAGUCUCACCUGCUCUGGCUCCGGCCGACCUGAGCACAACAACGCUAUGCCCAAUGGCAUUAUGGGAGGCCCGGUGGUCUUUUGCAGCGAGAAGUACAAGAUCUACUGCGACUGAGGCGGCUGGGAUGUCCGCAAAGGACUGCUGUGUACAGAGGGGAGGGGUCCCACGGGCCACACCCUCCCUGCCUUAGUGUUCAAAGAGCCCCACUCGCUCGCUUAGCUCCCUGGCCAGCCUGCGCUUCUCUAGGGACUGCUGUGACUAACCAGCUGCUUGUGUCUGCUAGUGUAAACGCUUAGGGGAAUGCAGAUGUAUGUACAGUGUGCACUAGACGUUUGGACUGUAGUAGACAUAUAUGGCAUGUGGAUCGUAGGACCCCGGUUAUAUUUGGGGUUUUGUGGAUAUUAUGGAGUGUCUAUUCUUUCCGCUGUCAUGGUGCUGUACGUAUGACGUAAAAGGUGGCAGCUUUCGUGCUUGUUUGUUCUGAUCCCCUGAGUGUGUUGCCUGGUAACAAUAACACAUUGUUGGGAUGGGGACUCGUAUAGAGGAUGUCCAACUGAGGGUUUUGUGACUAAAUAAGACAUCCUCUGUUCUUCAGCUCGUCUGUUGGCAUUGGUGCUCCUUUAAGAAAAAGCCCCCGUCUCCCCCCUGUACCCCAGGACUGACCUGUGUCCAGCAGCCCACUGAAUAAUCAGGUCACUCGUAAAUGUUUACAAGAAAAUAAAGGAACAAAAAUAUGCAAUCUCCUCCAGCAUUCUUGCUCGGGGAGCAGAAAAUGAUUUUAUACAGAAAUUCAAAAACUCAUAAGUGGGUUUGCUGAUGGUUUUGUGAUGGAAUUGGUUGGGCAGAAAAGGAGCACCUGUGACCACAGGUGUUUAUUUCAGGAUCAUUUGGAAGCUGUGAUGCUAGUACACCAAUACAAUAGGGUCUGUAGAAUCGCAUGGCUUUGCAGCUGAAAUGCUUAUGAGCUUUUUAACUGUUUUUCUGUUGUCAGGAGUGUAGUACAAGAUAAACACAUGUACUACAGGGCUCUACAUUGUAAAAAAAGGGGUUAUUUGGUGUCUGGUGAAAUACAGGAGGGCUAUUCCAUGUGACCCAUUAUGUUGCGAUGGAUUUCUUUCAGAGCCAUAUAAUGAGAGAAAGUAAGUCUGACAAAUCGAAUUUCACAUCCAAAUUAAGUGCACUUCAGCAUAGGUGCCUCAGGUUCCUACUUCCGUUAAAAUGGAUCUAACGAUUACUGUGAACAGAGAUACAAUAUAGUUUUGAUCUAAAGAUGAUUUUUUUUUUUAAAAAGUGAAGCAAAUCUUAGAAGAGCACAAAUCAAAAAGGCACCCACAUCUGGAUGAAUAAAUCUACAAACAAAACCAACUGACAUCACUCGGCAAAGUGCCUGUCACCCCCAAACACUUGAUAUAUUUACCCGCGUGUCGAUGUAAAGCCCUGUCCUUGUGUCUCCACUCAAGCUAACACAUUUCUCUUCUUUCUUUCUUUCCUCCCUAUUUCUCCUGUCCUCUAUUUUUGGAAGAUUACUCUGAGCUCUCGCAGAAUUUCUGUGCAGUUAUAUGGCUAAAAACCUUUUCCUCAUGUCUCUAAUUCAUGUCUUGUUCCUCGGUCGCUGUACAACGACUUUCUCUCUUUUAGAUUGUCAGCAGCUUGCUCCCCCAGCAUCACCACUCACCCUUUAACUAGAAUGAGGAAAUGUGGGGAAAAUUGCCCUCUGAAUAUAUUUGUCAGGUAAUGUCCUCACAUACGAUGUGUUCUCCGAUACUUGCCUGUGUGUACAUCAGCAUUUGAAGUGAAUGGCCCUCAUGUGUGUAUUCUGUUUUGAACCUUUGCAAAUGGAGGGUCAUUCAUUUCUUUUUAUUUGUGUGUGGUGUGUGAGGACAAAGCGAUGUACUGUUUUAGUAUCCACAAAAGCUUUAACCCCUUGCAAGCUAGCAUUACGCAAAUAGAAAAAAAAAUGUGGGGCUUGUGUUUAAUAAAUCCAUGUACUGCUUGUGGAUCAUAGACACAUUAGCUUUAUGAUGCUAAAAGCAGGGUUGAAAUGAGGAUUUCCUGCAAGAUUGAUCAAAUUAUGCUUUUUUCUACUACUACUAAUAAGAACCUAUAUAUUAUACUAUAUAUUCUUAAUAUCAUCAUGUUCAGGUUAUAAUCUUGCAGGAUCCUAUCACAGUAUUCCUUCCUCUCAGAUAUAAAGAGAGAGAAUUAUUACAGUCAACCCUGCUUGAGUGUGCAUCCAUAAGUCACAGCACACAGCAUGGAGACCAGGCUAUCGUACACAUAAGGGAAAAAGAAAAAAAACAGCCUCCGUUUAGGUACAUCACUACAUUUGAGAUUCACCUAACUUGCGAGUACGAUAUAUUCUGUUUCUAUCAGUUUGCGCUGAAGGAGAAGAGGUUUGGGGAGUAGAGGAGGGAGAACUACUCAUGUUAUAAACCAGCUCCUGAGAGAGGAGAUAUGAGAACGCUAGACAUACUGGUGGAGGAAGCCAGAUGUCUGGCUCAGAGCUGAACUCUGAUACUGUGGAGAAAUGAGACCAGGGGUUUCCAGAGGGAGAAACUCCUGGUAAUUUUUGGAGGAAAACAAAAAGACUGGCGGUUCAAUCGACCAGAGGACAUUGAUUCAAAUUAGUCGAGCCCCUUCCCCUUGUACAGGCUCUGUGGAAUCACCGAGCAGUAGAUAGACCCCAGGAUGUGAUUGUUAGUAGGAUUCCCGCUUCCUAAACAGUUUCCACUCCAGCUCCAUCUAAUUUGGAAUCAAUGUCUGGCUUAUACUGGUGUCAUAACUGCAUGCCACCUGAAAAGCUCCUCCUACCUCUGCCUGCAGGCUCCUCCCACUUCACCUUUAUGUUCCUCAACAUGUAUUCUGCAUUCAAGUUUCUGAUUUCUCGUAAGCCUGCAUGACAUGACCCAUUUUUUUCAUUAACUUGCAUGACAUUUGAGAAAAACCCAUCUCCCAUGGCGUAGGUUGUGGGAUGUGGCUUCAACAGUUUGUGGUACUUGUGAGUUAUUGGCUUCCUAACUGCACCUGCUGGUUUUCUAAUAUAUAAAGGAGACUUUGUGGAGAAUGUGCUUUCACUUUACGUCCAGUUCCUCAAAAACCUAUCUCUGGUCUGACAGAAUUGCUCCCAGCCUAACAUCUGCAGCCUCAGGGCUCCUAACUCGGCCUCCGUUGCUUUGACUAACUACAGCCGCCGUUUCCUGUUGUCUGUGUGGGCUGAUGAUGACCAGCUGCUCGCUGUGUUAACAGCCGCUGCGACAUGACAAAGAAUGCCAAUGCUGAUCAUUUGUUUGUUUCUCCAUUUUGCAGUAAUUACAGUAGCUCUGCACGGAUGACGAAGUACCAACACAAGGUCCGUUCUCACUGAUGAUUGAGUUCGCCGAAAAAGAGUUAGCACUGUAGGCCAUUUGGACCCGAAGAUAAGAAAAAAUAAAAAAAGCAAAACACUGAAUUCAAGCCAAAUCAACUGAUCCUCCUUCAUUUAACACCUUGUGGAAUUGUGUCGUAUGUUCUCGUGCUGCUACUGGAAGCCAAUUUCUCACAAGUCCAUUCGACUCAAUCUUCCGAUGUAACCUUCCAAUGGAAAGCCAGGGGUCAUGGGGUCAUUUCUCAAUGUAAGCAACAAGCUGUUUGUCUGAUUUUAUUUUUAUUUUUUAGUUUAUUAUUUUCUUAAUCUGUGCACUUUCAUUAUAUAGGAUUAUAACAGACUAUUAUUAACCUAUAGGAAAACGUGGUAGUACUAUGGUUUGUGAGUUAUUCAGUAUAGGCUGUAAGAUUAUAGGAAAAUGCGUCCUCUCGAAUUGUCUGAAUUUAAGACGUUGGGCUCCACAAACCACAGACCUACUAUUCUGAUUUUAUCCUCAAGAGUUUAUCCAUCAAGUAAUCAUUCUUAAAUUGUUUUGUUACAUCAUAUUUUAUGCUGUUUGUUUUCCUUUAUGUUCGUUCUACUGCCAUAUUCUAUACAAAAAAUCCAGGGUGAUCAAAUUCUGGGGUUUUUUCAUGUAUUUAUUAUUCCUAGGAAUAGUUCAAAAUAACACAAUGAAACUUGACAACGCUCUAAUUCAAAUAGGUAAGUUGUGUUUUGGGAAAAAUUGAGUGAUGUGAUAUACUUUUCCUAGCUUCUUACCGAGGGCGUUCCACUGAAACGGGAUCACUGACUUUCAGAAUUCUCUGCAAAUGCGACAAUUAAAUUCCAAAUUGGAAUUGUUUCAUUCUCUCUUCGUUUAUCGUGCCAAAUCUUGGUACACCGUUUAGGUUGAAAAGAAUUAAGACUCCGAAAGAAAGAAAACAAGCCGAGAAAAAGUGUCGUUCAGGCCAUGGUUCUCCAAUGCGAGCGCUGGGGUUUUGUUUUUGGUUUGUUUAGUUCUUUGUUUCUGACCAGUAGUGCCUUUCAUUGUUUCAAGGGAGAAUUUUAGAAUAGUGUUAUGUUUUCUUGAUUUUUUUUUUUUUCAUAGGUGAGGACUUUGGGUUCAAAAUGACUGUGAGCAGCAAUAAGUGCAAAGGGAAUUCAACCCUUUCUGCAUGAGUGAGAUGAUAGUUUUGAAAUUAGCUCAAUAAAACUGACAUUGUAUUGAAUUCUGCAGGUCAGUGAUCCACUCAAUUAAUUCAGGGGUAUUAAGAAAUGGUUGUUUUUUAUCAAACUUUGGGAACCAAAAGAAAUCCCUUUGGCCUCCUGUUAUUGAACAAAAUGCUCCAAGCAUCUGUAAUGUGUUGGGGUAGAUCAGUGUGUACUAUUGGAAACAUCUACAUAUCUCUAGCUUUGUUUGGUGAAGGUAAUGUGAUAUCAAUAGUAUUGUUGAAAAAUGUGCAGAGCGCGCAUUUUAUAUUUCUUUUUUGUCCAAUUUGAGUUUUGUUUGUUGUUUUCUUUUUUUUUUUAUUCUUGAAUCUUUUUUUUUUUUUUUUUUUACAUCAUUUUUAAGCAUUAUGUUUUCAGUAAACAGAAAACAAAGUAAGCAUCAACAAGCUUGAAUAGUGCCAUUAUAGCCAAUGCUUGUUUGUUGAGGCGUCAAACUUACCAAUAAGGACAAGAAGCUAAAAAUUAAAAGUGCAAUUUAGAUACUGUUUUACAUUUAAAAAAAGAAAAGGUUUUCUGUUUGCUGGAAGCGAUAGCAUUGUGAUAAUAAAUUAGCUGUGCAAACUUUAUAUUGUCAUAUUGUGUUUCAGUAUUGAUCCAUAAUGAAAGUUUGAUAUCUUUAUAUGAAAUAACGACUUCACCUGUAUGUUGGUAUUUAUUUGAAUUGUCAUGCAGUACUGUAUUCUUAUCAAUAAUGUGCAUUAUGAUUAGUGGCAUAUUGAUCCAAGCUAAAUGUCAUAUGCAUGUUUCCCAGUCAUGGGACCUUUACACAGAGUUGAAAACAAACAUGUAAACUUUUGGCAGGGUGUUUAAAAAAAAAAGAAAAAAAAAAGAAAAUGAGUCGAGUUUUGGUCUGAUGUAUUACUGCUGAACUAAUCCUGUAAAAGUGUUUGUUUGUUUUCCAUUAGAGAGGUGGUCUGUCUGUGUAAAGGUAGUCAUACUGGCUAAAAUCAAUAAAUGUGACUUAAGUUCCAA